AUGCAAGAUUCACAACCGUGUAAAGCACGUAAAAUAGACCAUGCCGGAAACUCCACAACUACUAUUCCUUUGAAACUCACCUUUGAGAUACUAUCGAGGCUUCCAGCGAUAUCUGUCUUGGGAUUCCGAUCCGUGUCGAAGCUAUGGUGCUCUAUCAUCCAUAGUAAAGAUUUCGUCGACGCUUUUCUUACUCGGUCCAGGACUCGGCCUCGUCUCCUUUUUACCGUUGAAGACUUGGAUUCGCGUUUCAUCUUCUCAUCCCCUGAACACGACAAAAAAUACGGCGACAAAUCCUCCACAGUUGUUGCCAGACACGACAUGACGAUCUCGGAUCUCGGCUACAACUACAACAACAGAUGUGCCCCCUACGGGCCGUACUACAUCACAUCUCCCCCCGUGAACGGGCUUGUGUGUUGCACACGUGGCUCAUCUAUCGCUAUUUGUAAUCCCACCACGAGACAGUUGAUGACACUACCCCGUGUCAGAUCCAAGGGAGGAGCCGCGCACGCACGUCUCGGGUACGAUCCGGUGGAAGAUGAAUACAAAGUGUUGAUUGAGAACCCCACCGGAGAGUCUUACACAGAUGUAGAAGGCGGAGUUUGCAUCAAUGGUGCUAUAUACUACGGAGUUGGACAUACCAAGAAGAUAGCUAGAUUCGAUCUUAGAUCCGAGAAGAUGAUUUGGACUUUUAUAAAUCACCAAGGAAAAUUUGGAGGGAUGGAGUGUGAUUACUUGUACAAUGAGAUGCGUGUGUGGAUUCAAGAGAAAGAGGAGUUGUGGAAUAAUAUGGCUUGCGCUGUGCCUUGUGAGUGGGGAGCUUUGUUUAGGGAGAAGAGACCAUCUUGUCCCGGAGAGAUUCAUACCGGAGAAGUUAUGUUGGUCUCGAACCAGUUACAGUCAUCUAAGCCUUUGUCUGUUUUCUAUUGCGAUGUGAUGCGAGAGACUUGCAGAAGUGCGCAAGUCGAAGGAAUCGCUGAUUAUGGGUUUAGACGCAUCCAUGGAAUUGGGAUGCAUGAUCAUGAUGUGUUGUGUUUUCCAGGUUACAUUGAGAAUAUCAUGUUCUUCUGA
Capsella rubella is the source of this 1068-nucleotide messenger RNA. RefSeq names its product F-box protein At1g30790. Bases 1 to 1068 code for a protein of 355 amino acids. The record is from RefSeq and is a predicted model, not a curated record. Gene Ontology annotation, molecular function: protein binding. The transcript is spliced from 3 exons. NCBI's taxonomy places the organism in Eukaryota, Viridiplantae, Streptophyta, Magnoliopsida, Brassicales, Brassicaceae.